CAAAGAUGGCGCGGAACUGCGAGAAAAAGUUGAUAGGCCUCAACAGAUUAUGGCUAGCCAAACAACAAAAAGAGGAGGAGGAGAGCCGGCCCAGAAGACCGCAUCUGCGUUCUCUGAACAGUGCUGCAGAGGUUAAAAAGUGGAUUCCUGGAAUAAAGAAGGAAUUGGAUUAUUAUUUAGAUCAACUCUCUGGAGCGAGAAAACAUAGGUAUCCUGAUACAAAAAUGAAAGAAUUUGAAAAGAAGGUGGAAGAACUUGAAAAUGAAUACAAAAGGUUUGUUAAAAAGGUUUAUGAAUUAGAUCCUAGCACAACAAGUGUUCCAUGGCAACCAAGAGGUUAUGUUAGUAAACGGAAAACUGCAGAUUGCUCCCAAACAGGAGUGAAACUUAAAAAGAUCUGCACUCCUUUGACGGAUAAGGAGGAUGCAAAGUCGUUAGAAGGGCAAAGUGGGGAAUUGAAAGAGACAGCCGAGGUUAGAUUCACAGACUGCAACAACACAACACAUCAUUCAAAUGACACAGUAAAGAAUUAUGGAAGUGAUUUUGAACAGCAGAGGGAUAAAGUACACAUACUGGAUGUUCAACCCAAACAUGCACUUGGUUUGGAUUAUGAUUCUUCCAGUGACUCAGAUGAUUCUUAGCACAGUCAGUAUUUAUGGGACUCAAGGUAGAACUAUGGAACUAAUUUCAAGUAUGACAGCAAAACAAGGUUCUCGAGUGUUUCUUUUGAGAUCUUUUGAUGUAGAAGAACAAAGUUUGCACUAAAAUUUAAAAUGUUGGAUAAAAUUUUGUUUUGUAAUAACCUUUAGUUGUAAGCACAAAAAAUCAAACAGAGACAGAAGAUAUAGGUGUAUGAAAGAGAAUUCUUAUUUAUUUUAGGAAAUUUUGCUAGAUUUGAAAAUAACUUUGUAAAUAUAUAUAAAUAGGAAAAGAAGAGAGGAAGGAAAAAAACAAACUGUAAAUAGAAAUACAAUAAUAAAAAUUUCAAAGGGCGGUGUACAUAUGCAGGCUCCCUGGCCUAUUUUCAGUCUGCGGCUCUACUAAUGACUGAAAAUGGCUUGCACAGUCUCCCAAGUUUUUUUAACCUUGCCAUGAGCCAGAGACUGUCAAUUUGUUUUGAUUUGAACAUUUUCUUUUGAAUGUCAUCACAUCAAUGUUUGUUUGUUUGUUUUUUGCAACAAAGCCAUUCAAGCACUUUAGGGUGCACUGGCUGGCUUUUUCUGAACCGGCUCAUGUCAACUUACGUUAUGGUUUUCUGUGAGGGACCAUAUGGGUCAUAUGAUGAUGCUUUGACCCCUUAUUGAGCACUAGUCCUUAGAAUUUCUCUCUCUUUAAUUGUUGUAACUGAGACAGACUUUGUCUUUAUGACAGAUGACUCAAGUAACACUUUUGCGAUGUGAGGAAAUUUAAAGGCCAAGCUUUUGGGCUACCCAUAACUUAACCAACCUACACCUUUAGGCAACCCUACCCUAAGGCUAUCCUUAUGAUAGAUGACUAAAAGUAACACUUUUUCGGUGUGAGGAACUUUAAAAUCA
This is a messenger RNA of Stylophora pistillata, 1535 nucleotides long. RefSeq lists its product as uncharacterized. The record is from RefSeq and is a predicted model, not a curated record. NCBI's taxonomy places the organism in Eukaryota, Metazoa, Cnidaria, Anthozoa, Scleractinia, Pocilloporidae.